Molecule: messenger RNA, 1973 nt
Organism: Branchiostoma belcheri (Belcher's lancelet)
Lineage: Eukaryota; Metazoa; Chordata; Leptocardii; Amphioxiformes; Branchiostomatidae
Exons: 13
Coding region: 45-1802 (585 amino acids)
Biological process (GO): signal transduction
Source: RefSeq, a predicted model, not a curated record
GUUAUGUCUAGGUGACUACACUGACAACCACAGACGAAUCCGGUAUGACUGGGUAUGCGGAAAAGAUUGACCAGCAGUUGGAAAUCCUCUGGGCCAAGGAAGAGUACAACAAUGAAGAAUCUAAAAAGGCUGUCCAGGCGAUCGGUGAACUGUACUGGCAGAAGAAGUACAAGGAGAGAGGGACCAAGAGGGCCAUCGCUGAUUACCUGGCCAAUCAGGGAGCAGCAGAAUUGUUUGUAAAGAUGAUGACGUCCCUGGGUAACCAGGGGUUGUUUAAGGACAACGUGACGUGGUACGCGGCGUACUACACCUACAACACGACAUGGAACUUCAGCGAUGCCAGUACGCUGCUCUGUCGUAAGCUGGGAGAAGCUGGAAUCGUCAAACUCUUAUUGGCUAACGCUGGGCACGAACCAUUUAGAGAAAACUUGAAGAGCAAGAAUGUUUUAUAUCUGGUGAAGUCUUCCAUCAGUAUCCUGAACAACAUGACCAAGUGUCCAGAGAACAGGCAGUACUACCAGGAGGGGAACGCAGUAGAGGUGUUGCGACCGUACAUGACCUGUUCAGAUGCCUUUGUGAAGUCUGUCAGCAUGAUGACACUAGCAAAGAUCAUUGAUGAAGAGCAGAGUGAGCUGUUAGCAGAAGACACAGGUGCGAUUGAUUUCCUGAUCAACAUGCUCCGUCGUGCGUUGGAAGCAGCCAAUAGGAGAGCUCGUGGGUUCAGCGUAGCGGAGCUGUGUGAGGGGCUCGCAAAGUUAGCAGUCAACGAGAAGAACAAGAAAAAGAUUGUAGAAAAGGAAGCUUUACCUCUGCUGGUAAAGGUGUUGGAGACGGGGAACGAGUUGGAGAAAACAGAGGCUGCCAACACGGUGUGGACACUGGCGUUUGAUGACGACGUCAGGGAAAAAAUCAUGGCGGAACCAGAGCUUGUGCCCAAUCUGGAGAAACUAGAGACCAGUACUAAUGAAUCCCUCAAAUCUGCUGCUCUCGGUGCAUUAUGGGUAAUCAGGAAAACAGGAGAGGAGAGACCAAAGACUGCUGCUAAAAAAUCCAAAGAACGUCAACUUCCACAUGUCAUGAUCAGUUACCAAUGGGACCACCAGAAAAUUCUCGUCAGCAUCAAGAAGAAACUACAGGCAGCAGGUUUUAAGGUGUGGAUGGACCUGGAGCAGAUGGGGGGUUCUACUCUACAGGCCAUGGCUGAAGCAGUAGAGAACUCUGCUGUUGUCAUCAUCGCCAUGUCACACAUGUACAAGGAGAGUCCCAACUGUAGAACUGAGGCUGAAUACACGUUCCAGUUACGGAAGGACAUCGUGCCUUUAAUGAUGGAGUCCCACUAUAAACCAGAUGGCUGGUUAGGGAUGAUCCUGGGAGCCAAACUGUACAUCGACUUCAGCGGGACACAAGCCUUCGACUCAGCCAUGGCCAAACUUAUCAAGGAACUGGGGGUGCGGGGGAGGGAAGACACACAGACAGAUGUUGUAGUUGCCCAAACGGCAGUGGAGGUGGGAGCAGGUGCCCCUCCCCCGGCGGUCAUGUGGUCAUCCUCACACCCGCUGGACAGGGAGGCAGAGUUCCUCAAGUGGACACAGGAAGAUGUCGCAAAAUGGCUGGAGAAACAUGACUUGGGAAGCUUAAAGAGUGAGUUUUCAGAGUAUGAUGGCAAACUCCUGCGAAGACUUCAAGGUGUAAGAAGUGAGGCUCCAGAGUUUUUCUACACCAUGCUGACCACUAAGAUGGGACUGAAGACCAUGCCGGAUGUUCUAAAGUUCACUGAGGCUCUUGACAACCUCACAAUCUGAUUGGCUGUUGUUAAUUACAUUGAUGACAGGCCAACAUGAUUGGCAGCAUGUAUUGGUAUCAAAAAAGUUUGAGAGGGAUAGCAUAACACAUAGAGAAUGCAGCGAGGGGCUAGUCCACUGGUAGUGGUGUACAUGAUGUUUCGCUGCUAUACAAGCAAUCACCGCAUCACA